Molecule: messenger RNA, 2613 nt
Organism: Manduca sexta (tobacco hornworm)
Lineage: Eukaryota; Metazoa; Arthropoda; Insecta; Lepidoptera; Sphingidae
Product: speckle targeted PIP5K1A-regulated poly(A) polymerase-like
Exons: 3
Coding region: 293-1264 (323 amino acids)
Molecular function (GO): RNA uridylyltransferase activity
Source: RefSeq, a predicted model, not a curated record
UAAAUAUGAUAUUUCUAUUGUGAGUCCGCAGUCGUCCGCGUGUUCAGUGCAGGCCCAAGCAUUUAAAAACCAAUUUAAUGGGAAAUUCAUUGCUGGCAAUAUUGUUGGUGAGCGCAUUAUGCGUGGUGCAGCCAACACGCGCGGAGCGACUGUGCCUGACCGGGAGCUUCGACCAUCAGGUGAAGACGCUGCUUGACUACGUCAAACUAUCAGAUGAGCAGCUUAGCAACAUUUUGCAGGUACCCAGGGACUUGAGCGCGUGUUUGAAGACCACUGGCCCGGCUGUAAAGUAAUGCCAUAUGGGUCGACCAUAACUGGACUCGCUCUACAGUCGAGCGAUAUCGACUGUUACGUGGACAUACCAGGCGAGCACAACGAGAAUCCACAGGUUCUAGUAGCCGAGGCGCUGGAGAUUUUAAAGAACCACCCAGAUCUAUUCACGCAUUUCGAAAUAAGGCCGACGGCUCGCGUUCCGCUGCUAAAAUGCGUACACAUUCCCACCAAUGUUUUUGUCGACAUUACUUUUUCUGGUCCUUUCUCCAUCAACAGCAGCCGUGUAUUGUCUCACCUUCUGCAUUUAGACGAAAGAGGCUUAGAGUUAGCUAGGAUCCUCAAGUAUUGGGGCUCGGUGCACGACAUAGCUAACGGAAAACUAACGCUGCCGAGCUAUGCGAUGGCGCUGUUGGCUGUGUUUUAUCUACAACAAAAGAAUAUCGUACCGCCCGUUACCUUGCUACAACAGAAUGCGACUCCCUACGAAAUUGACCACUGGAACACUGCUUUCCUGCCCCUAGAAUAUCACACGGAUAACAAGGAGUCCCUCUACGAGCUGUUGGGAGGAUUCUUUCAAUAUUACAACGACUUCGAUUUUGAAAAUACCAUCAUAUCACCGUACCUUGGUUAUCCCAUAAAAAAAAAAGAUUUUCAAGACUUAGAUAAAUUUGACGACUUUGAUUUAUACAAACGUAAUUUAGAAAAUGGCUACGCGGCGCCGUUUUAUUUCGGAUAUAUGAAUAUACAGGACACUCUGAAACACAGUGAGAAUAUUGCGAGACCUAACAGCGACCGCUGGCUCGCCCUCAGGCUGAUACGGCAUUUGAGAGCUGCGGCGAGUAUGUACCAAGAACUCAGCAGUGAAGAAUUCCUCAGUGCUGUGUUAGUGCCCGAGAAAAGGCUCGAAGCCGGCAAAUUGACCACGUUUUGGGAGGGAGGUAUUGGUGGUCCGGAAGACUGCCCGAAGAUAUUUCAGGAGAAAAUAAGAUGACACCAAAUUAUCAUGACAAAAAGAUCCAGUUACAUUUAAGAGAGUAAAGUAUUAUUAAGAAUUCUUGUUGACUCUGUGUUCGAUGUUCGUUUUUUAUUAUACUGUAUGAAUAGUUUCUGAUUUUAGGGCUUGUUUCACAAUUUCUAAAUAAAUGCUCCUCCUCCUGUCACGACUCACUACUGACGUACUGUUUAUUCAGAUGCUACACACGCGCAACAUGUGAAUUGGUUGUAUGUGGCAACUUUAGAUUAUAAUCUAUAGCCCAAUAUAAUUUACUUGAAACUUAUGAAAGCAGGCCCUAAUUUCUUUCGGUUUAUAGAAUACUGCCUAUAUUGUUUCAAAUUAAAUGUUAUGCUAGGGCGAAUAAUCUGAUCUGAAUGCUAGAAUUUAAAAUUAUGCAUUUAUAUUUAAUUUGGUUGACUUGUAAUGUAUAUCGUCCCAGUGAAAAUAAUAAAAUAACGGACCCAAGACUGGUAUUUCUAAGUGUCAGUAUUGUAUUUUUGAAAAUGUAUAGUUUUAGUUACUACUGAAUUGUCGACAUUGUAAACAUAUUAAAAUUUCUAUUAUACAAAAUUAUAAAAUGAAUACAUAGUAACUAUAUUAUGUUUUAAUUUCUUAAAUUUUUCACAGUUAAUUUCUUCAAUUCAAAGGGAACAUUGAAUUUACACAAAAUUAUGUUAAUUAUUGUUGUGGCAUUUUGGAGUAGGUAAGUUAAUGUUUAAAGUGGUCUAUUUAGGUUUUCGUCCGGCAUCAUGUGGGAUAGCAAUGUGAUAGUUUUCUGUAGACCCGAUGAAUGGGUUUUAUGAUUGGUUAAAGCACUUUAUAUUCACAGCUGUAUUUAGUAUGUGUCAGUCAGUAGACAAUCGUUUUAUUAUAAUAAAAUAACCACACCUCCAUAACUUAUACGCGGUGAUAUCCUAGUUGGAAAUGGAACAGUUUGCCGAGCCUCUCAGUAUAGAGGUGACCCGUGCCCAGCAGUGGGUAAUAUAUUAUAAAGAGCUGGUAUUAUUAUUAUUGUUAAUAUGACCAUACCAUUUAACUUAUCUUUAUAUCUGGAACAUGUCCACUGAGUUUCAUUGUCUGAAUCUAUUCAGAACUAAGUAAAUCGCGCCUGCUGUGUUGGAACCAGUAGUUAAUAAAGAAAACACAUUGAUUAAUGUUUCCCCGGUCUUCUCAGGUUGGCUAAAACACGUAACGCCACGGUCCUUAUGGAAUCAAUAAAAAUUAAACACUGAAACAUUCCAUUCUGUACGCUUUAUAAUCUUCUUCUUUUAGGCCGCGAACAACACGUAGUUCUUUAUAUAGUACUAGCUUUUGCUCGCGGCUCCGCCCGCGUUAUAAAGUUUUUC